AUGGGGGUGAGGGGGAAAGAGGCUGGGGUGACCUUCCAGGUUCUGGCUGGGAUGCCUGAAUUGCUGGUCCUGCCAACACUAAGAUGGGGAAGCAGUAUGCACAGCCCUCAUCAUGAAAGAACCGCUUUGCCCUGCUCCAGAUUCAUUGCUCACAUGAAGAAUUUCUCUGAAUCUCUGAAAUUUAGUGAACUACAUUUUCUACAUCUUCCAGCAUUUCCAGAAAGGACUCAGAAUCCACUGGCAUAUAACACUCUACUUUGUACUCGCGGAUACUCAUUCCCCAGGUCUCCUCCUGUAAGUCCAGCUUCUUCCAAAGAAGAAGGCUGUGUAGAAGACAUUCUAUACUCAACUCUGUUCAGUGAAAAUAGUGAGGCCCCAAUGAUCUCAGCUGCCAAAAAAGGAAUUAAGAAGAGAGCCAGAAGAGCUCCCAAACAGGCCUGGAGCAGUCCAUUUUUGGAAAGUCAAAUGGCAAAAAAGCCAACUCGACCACACUCAAUAGGUCCUGUGCACCUCGAGGCUGCAGGCAGGCACAUUGACAGACAUGCCAGACUUCCAAACCAGUCCUACUGCAACUCAGAAGAAUACCCUGUCCUGUAUGGUUCCUCAGGGAGACCUUUCAUUGCCAUCAGCCUCUGCAGAAGAAGCCAGGCCCCCUUAACCCUGCAGAAAGCUUCCGAGAGUUUCUCAGAACCUGAGCUGGAGCAGAAGGUGGCAACCCCAGUAGGUGCUCUGGCAAACCCAGAUUUCCAAAGUGGGUUCCUAGGCGCGCGAGGAAAUCGUGUCGGAAGAUGUGCAGUUACCAUGGCACCGGAGAUGCUCCCCAAGCAUCCUUAUUUCCCGGGGAAAACGGGGCCCAGGGAAGACGCCUCCCUCCAGGGCAAUCUGGCAGGAGCGCCCCGUCCUCGGCUCGCUGGUGCUUCCACACGUCUCUCCUCGGAGAAGUUAAUAAAGUUUUGCUCUUCUCCCUCCUCGAGUCCACUCCGGCGUUUCCAUAAGGCUUGUUCACAGGCCCCUCCUUGGCCGGGGGUGAAUGCUCACUUGCUUUGA
Molecule: messenger RNA, 1047 nt
Organism: Trichechus manatus latirostris (Florida manatee)
Lineage: Eukaryota; Metazoa; Chordata; Mammalia; Sirenia; Trichechidae
Gene: CUNH12orf42
Product: chromosome unknown C12orf42 homolog
Exons: 4
Coding region: 1-1047 (348 amino acids)
Source: RefSeq, a predicted model, not a curated record